Messenger RNA from Kazachstania africana CBS 2517, 450 nucleotides. RefSeq lists its product as uncharacterized. The transcript has a single exon. The record is from RefSeq and is a predicted model, not a curated record. Lineage: Eukaryota; Fungi; Ascomycota; Saccharomycetes; Saccharomycetales; Saccharomycetaceae. The coding region runs from base 1 to 450 and encodes 149 amino acids.
AUGGUAGAAAAUGAUGCAACUAUGUUAAUAAACGAUCGCUCUCAUAGAGAUAAAAGAACUUCAAUCUCUUCUGAUGAUUAUUUCAAUGAUGAAAAAAUUGAAAAUGAAGAUGAGGCUAAGUCACAUCUGAAAAAUUACUCAAAGGCCCCAUCUAUUUCCUCUGCAGACUAUUUCAAUGAUAACUGGAAUCAUUCAAACGAUUCUUUUCAAAACCAUACACUAAAUAAUAAUGAUUUCAAUAUACAAAGUGACAGUGCCAAGUAUUUUAGAUCAAAGAAAGGUCACCGGAUGAAAACCAAUGAAGGACUCAACAGAGUGGAAAGUGGAUUUGACGUAUUUAGUUCCAAUAGGGAGCAGGAUUUAAAUAUGAUCAAGAAUAGUGUUCAAAACGGUGCUCGUAGAUUGAGUGAUUAUUUUACGGGACUAUAUGAAGGGAUGAAGCGAAUAUAA